Molecule: messenger RNA, 1323 nt
Organism: Lolium perenne
Lineage: Eukaryota; Viridiplantae; Streptophyta; Magnoliopsida; Poales; Poaceae
Molecular function (GO): zinc ion binding; nucleic acid binding; 3'-5'-RNA exonuclease activity
Source: RefSeq, a predicted model, not a curated record
CAGGAAAAAGAAAUAACGAUGUCGGGCCCAGCAUAACCCGCGUCAACGCGGCCCAGAUCUGAAUCCCGCGUAAACUCUACGCAGUCGGAGUUCGAGUUCGAGUUCAUGUCGGAGACGGAGAUCCUUCCGGUGGAUUUAAGGCCGCGAUUCGCCCGCGGGAUCGAAACCCUAGCUCCCCCUCCCGAGAUCUCGAUCUGAUCCAGCUCUCGACAAACCCUAGCUUCUCAGCGCUCUGUUUCCCGGUGAUCGCGCGCGCGUGCGUGCUUUCCCUCCGCGGCGGAUGAUGAUGUCGAACGCGGCGGCGCCGUGGGCUCAGGUGCCUCACCAGCUGCUGCAGGAGUUCGAGUUCUUCCUGGUCGUGGAUUUCGAGGCCACGUGCGAGAAGGACAAGCGGAUUUACCCGCAAGAGAUAAUCGAGUUCCCCUCCGUGCUCGUCGACGGCGCCACCGGCCGCAUCCAAUCCGCCUUCCGCAGGUACGUCCGCCCUAAGUACCAUCCCGUGCUGACCCCGUUUUGCAGGGACCUCACAGGGAUCAGGCAGGAGGACGUCGAUGGAGGGGUGGAUCUCCGCGAGGCGCUCCUGCUGCACGACCGCUGGCUGCAGGCGGCGACGGCGGGGACCAGGAAAGGCGGCAGCUUGGCCGUGGUGACGUGGGGGGAUUGGGACUGCCGCACGAUGCUAGAAUCGGAGUGCGUCUUCAAGGGGAUCGCAAAGCCGGCCUACUUCGAUCGCUGGGUCAACCUCAGGGUUCCCUUCCAGGCGGUGCUCGGGGGCGGAGGGCGAGUCAACCUGCAGGAGGCCGUCCGGGCCGCGGGGUUACAGUGGGAAGGCCGCCUGCACUGCGGGCUCGAUGACGCGCGCAACACGGCGCACCUUCUUGUGGAGAUUAUGCGCAGGGGCGCCAAGAUCGCCAUUACUGGCUCCUUGGCGCCGCCGCCGAUCCAGCACAAGGAGGAGGAGGGGCAGCAGCCUCACACAAGUCUGUGCGGGGGUGCCUGCUACUGCGGAGUGGCGAGCCGAGGAGGCGUUGUAGCUGUGCCGGGGCCGGCACAGGGGAGGUGCUUCUGGGGGUGUGGCAACUGGACGCCAGCCAUGGGAGCCGCCUGCCCCUACUUCUUGUGGACCAACUGAAUCAGUUGCGCCACCGAUUGCGAUUUCAGGCUCAGUCUAGAUAUUAGCUUCAUGUGAUUUGGUCACUGGAAUCAAAUGUGACCCAGCUGGCAUUAGCAUAGUUCACUGUGAACCUACAGUUUACGGGAGAGUAGCUAUCCUAUGUAAUCGCUGUGUCAGUUUUUAAUAUUAAUAAAGGUUUGAUUUAAUCA